Acaromyces ingoldii is the source of this 2560-nucleotide messenger RNA. Its product is annotated as acid protease. The coding region runs from base 306 to 2372 and encodes 688 amino acids. Lineage: Eukaryota; Fungi; Basidiomycota; Exobasidiomycetes; Exobasidiales; Cryptobasidiaceae. The transcript has a single exon. The record is from RefSeq and is a predicted model, not a curated record. Gene Ontology annotation, molecular function: aspartic-type endopeptidase activity. Gene Ontology annotation, biological process: proteolysis.
CCACCCCAUUCUUCCGCUCUCUGCGGCACGCCAGUUCUGUUUUCCCUUGGCUCAAUCAGGCAUUCCAACUUCGUACGCUCCUUGUCACGCUGGCCUCCUUCCCGCCCGACUGGAUCGUGAACCUGACGGCAAGGACAGGCCCUUCGACGCUCCCUUUCGGCCCCUGCCCCGCUCCUUUUUGAAAAAGGAGAGGAAAAAUUUAAGAAAAGGCGCCGGCCGAGGUCAGCCGACGCGACGUAGACUCUAUUUCUGACGAAUGGUCCGACGAAGGGGGCUCGCCAUAGGAUAAGGAAAGGCAAGGAGAGAUGCAGCACCGAGGGUGGUUCGCUGUCGUCUUGUCGGCGGCGGCGGUAGUGGUAGCAGCAGCGCUUUGUGUCGCACCUUCAACAGCAGCAGCAGCAGCAGCAGCAUCAGAAGCAGCAGCGCCGGCUUAUUUUUAUGAGGCUGGAAGGAGGGGCUUGGCGGGAGGAGCCCACGUCGACCUUGUCCCGCCGAGGCGGCGGCACAACGACGAUGCGCACAGUACCGUUUCCAGGACGCAAGACAAGGCGAGAUGGCUGCGGCGGCAAGACAGCAGUGGCCGGCCAAAUGCCAGCCUUGCGAAUGCGCAGGACAAGCUUCAGAGCCUGGGCUUUCUUGGAGACGCAUACAAUGCGCCCAUGAAUAUUUCUUCCGAGGCCGAGCCCCAGCUCGUCUUUGUGCAGCUCGACACGGGGUCGUCCGACCUCUGGCUUGUCUCGGCUCGCUGUCAGACGACUGUGUGCAAGGACAGCCGCGUCAUCAAGUUCGACGAGACAAAGAGCUCCUCCUACCAUGACCUCCAGGUCUCAUCCAGCGGCCUCAAUGUCAACUCCUCCGAAGGUGUACAGAGCUCUGGGGGGACUGGUACUAAUGCGACAAAGAUGCUGGCCUCAAUCGAGCUGGAGAAGAGGAGGUUGUCGAGGGUCCUCGCCACGACUGCAACUACCGACGGAAACACAACGACUGUACCUUUUACCGUCACUUAUGAUGACGAUUCCCAAGCAACGGGCAUACUGGGCGUCGACAACAUGACUUUGGCCAAUCUCGGAGCCAGCCAGCAAAUCUUUGGACUCGUCAAUGACACCAACAUCACGCUGUCUGCCCAGGGCAUCUCUGGCAUCCUCGGGCUAGGCUUUACGAGAGGAAGCGCGAUCGCAAGAAGUCUUAUGAACUACAGCGAAGCGACCAUCGAUGGGAGAUCGACGCCCUUGCUCUCGACACUUUUAUCUUCGAGCAACAACUCAUACCCGCUCUUUUCUCUCUCUUUCACGGACACAGGUGGACGAAUGACGGUGGGCGCAGUCGAUUCGUCGAUCCUGUCCACCGACGAGCAAAGAGGCCUAGUUCAGUGGCACGACGUUGAGCCAUUCCCGUCAGGCAACUCGGCCCUGGCGUCCAACGCCUCGUCCAAUGUCGAUGCGGCAACGCUGGGUCAAUACGUCUACUGGGCUUUGCGACUCAGUGCUGUAGGAGUGGGCGGGCAGAGCGUAAAUCCCAAACCCACCUAUUCACAGGUCGGCUCGCAGCCGCUGGCUCUUCUCGACUCAGGAACACAGGGGAUCGUUGGGCCCUUUGACGCAGUCUCGGCCCUCUUUGACCAGAUCGAUACAUCGCGCUACGUCGGGGAUGGACGCUGGGCCGUACCUUGCACUGCAACUCAACGGAUGUUCUUCAGCUUUGGUGGGCGCAACUUGACGCUCCUUCCGACUGACUACAUCAUCGGUCCGGCCUCUGGAAACCCGUACCUGUGCCUAGCCUGGCCAGCUGCUGUACAAGGCUCGACUGAUGGCAUCGACUGGGUGCUUGGUCAAGCGUUUCUCCGCGCUCAGUACACCAUCUUUUCACUUGGAAUCGAGGGCAAGGAAUCUCCCAAGAUUGGCCUCUACCCGCUCAGGGCGCCUGCAGAUGCAACUUCGCCCUCGCAGAUCUUUGCUCCGCAGGACGCCGCCUCGGUCUCUGCCUUUGUACAGGCCGCCACACCAAUUGCGACGACGUUACCAAAUUCGCUAAUUCCGGUACCGACGCCGGCCUCGCUUGUUUCGUCAAAUGACUACCUCUUUUUGAAUGCAACGACGACCCCCUCUCCGGGCUACGUGCAAUCAGCCAUCUCUGUUCAGGGAGCAGGAGGAGCGACAAGCACCUUCAAGGCCCUCAUCAGCGCCAGCAGCGACAUUGUCGAUAUUCCCGCCAUUUCAAACGGGUCGACGCCCUUGCCCGUUCCCUUCAAUCCUGCCGAGCGGGAUGCGGCGUGGUCCGUCUUCGGCACGUCUCCUUCCAUCAGCAUCAUCACCUUUGUCUCUUUCAUCGUGCUCGCUUUCUCGUCGGCCAACCUCGUCUGGCUCUCGAGAUGAACGCUGAGCCAUGCUCUUUUCUCACUGCUGUUGUUGUGUCAUUACAUCGUUUCUUUCGUGCAUCCCGCAUACCAUCAUCUUACUUUUCAGCGAAGACACGCCCACAAUCUCUUGCAUUUUCUGUCUCUGUGUUGUACAAGAGGCAACAAUGAUAAAUGGACAUUAUCCUUAGCGAAAUAGGGACAUUU